AUGUCGACCACGUCGUCAUCAUCCUCAUCGCUAUCCUCAUCUUCGAUAUGUCCCCAAGGGCAGAUCGGACAUACGUGGGUUCAGCUCCCGCACACGAACACUUGCACGGGGAUCGCCCUGUGCCGCCGAGACAUCUCGGGCAAGGAGUGCACCAACUGCCUCUAUAAAGCGAGAGACGAGCUCACAAAAAACUGCAAAACCCGGGUUGCGAUUGUGUGGCACGACCAUUGUUACUUGAAGUACGCGGACUACUAUUUCCUUGGGGCGGCCUACACUUAUAACUACUAUUACACGUUAAACAAGAACAACGUGAACGUCGACCCAAUAGGUUUUUAUGCGACGGUUAUGCAGUUGAUAAGUAAGCUUAAUCGUCAGGCAAAUCAAACGGAUAUGCUUUUCGCCAAGGGAAAAGUCCCCUGGAAGGAAAGUAGCGUGACUAUACACGGAAUGGUGCUUGCAGCAGGGAUCUUUCUAAACUCGAAUGCACACGUGAAUGUAUGCCUUACUUGCUACAGGAUUUUACGUGGUACAUGGUCGACAACAACACAACUACUUGUCCAGUCGGUGGAGCGUUUCUCUCCGGGAGUUGCAUUCGGCUCAGGGGUGGUGUGGAGGACUCUGGGAUUGUGCGGUGGGACUCUUAUGGAGCAAGAUCUGGCAGAUAAGCUUAAUAAGUUCCGUCUUUCGGAGAAGGAAGAAUCGGGGGUGGACCUAGUAGAUGAGGAUGUGGCUCGAGGUCUCUAG
Striga hermonthica is the source of this 744-nucleotide messenger RNA. The record is from the annotation of a GenBank genome assembly. NCBI's taxonomy places the organism in Eukaryota, Viridiplantae, Streptophyta, Magnoliopsida, Lamiales, Orobanchaceae.